This is a messenger RNA of Culex quinquefasciatus (southern house mosquito), 1997 nucleotides long. RefSeq names its product calexcitin-2. Gene Ontology annotation, molecular function: calcium ion binding. The record is from RefSeq and is a predicted model, not a curated record. NCBI's taxonomy places the organism in Eukaryota, Metazoa, Arthropoda, Insecta, Diptera, Culicidae. The coding region runs from base 810 to 1364 and encodes 184 amino acids. The transcript is spliced from 7 exons.
GGCCGGAACGGAGCUGCAUUCGGUUCGUGUCUGGCUUCGUCGUUGGUGCAUCUCUGCCUGCUGACCCGGAUUUCGGCUGUCCCCGCCACGAGCUUCAAAAAUCGGCUCCUGUGAAAGUAGGGCAAAAAGUUUUGCGUCCCGGAACGCCGGUGUGUAAAUCCUAGUUCUUCCUCGUACACUUCUGCUUCUUCUUCUGCUUCACCGCCGUCAAAAUUGGCCAGCUGAUUAACGGCCCUCCUCGCGCCACUGCAAUCCGUUAAGCUGGUGUUGGUGCGGGUUUCACUUUCCAAAGUGUUCCCUCCCCCUGUACGGAACGUGCCCCCGCUGCUGCUGCGUGUGUGACACGGACGCUCUAUACAACAAAAGAGGAACGAGGUUCCGGCUGGCGGACGACGACGACGACGACGACAACACGAAGAUACAAGUUUGACGCGGCACCGUGCGAAAGCCAUUCAAUCGUGGCUCGUCGAAGCGGAAGGAUUGGUUUGUCCCAAGUUUGAGUUAUCUCCCAGGCGUGGUCUCUCAAGUGUUGAAAGUGAUAGUUUGUGGUGCAAGAUUUAGUGCCAAAGAGUACAAGAUAAACGCCAAAGUUCAAAAAGCUUUCUCAAGACUUCGAUAAAAAAAAGGAUUGUGCGAUCGUUUCCGUGAGGUGAAACAACGCCGGAAACAAAAACGCGGCAGUCCAAAAAGGAUUUUCCGUUAGGGAUUAAUACGCAAGCUUCAAUCCCCCGGUCCUGCUGACUGCUGAUCGCCCAGGUGAUUCUAGCCCCCCUCGCAAGACAAGCAACACACCACAAACCGCCUUAACCAUGUCGAUCUCCGAGUUCCGCAAGAAGAAGCUGCUGUACGUGUUCAACGUGUUUUUCGACGUGAACCAGAGUGGCGAAAUUGACCGCAAGGAUUUCGAGAUGGCAGUGGAGAAAAUCUGCGAACUGCGAGGCUGGCCCGUGGGCAACAGCCGAAACACGGAAACCCACGAGUCCAUGUUCAAAAUCUGGGAAGGGCUGCGGGCCAAGGCCGACAAGGAUAACGACGGUCAGGUCUCGGUCGAGGAGUGGUGCAAAAUGUGGGACGAGUACGCCCGGGAUCCGGACUCGGUGCUGGAUUGGCAGCUCAGAUACAUGAACUUUAUGUUCGACCUCGAGGACGCCUCCAACGACGGCGGCAUCGACGCCGAGGAGUUCUCGAUCGUGUGCUCCAGCUACGGCCUGGACCAGCAGGAGUGCCGGGAUGCGUUCGGCAAGAUGGCGCAGGGUUCCGAGGAGGUUGACCGGGAGCAAUUUUCCAAGUUGUGGCGCGAGUACUUCUCGUCGGACGAUCCCGCCUCGCCCGGUAACUUCAUCUUUGGCAAGACGUCGUUUUAACGCAGCUGUCGAUGACACAUUUACACACAACAGCAACACUACAACACAAGUUCCCGAUAUCACUUUCUCUAGCUGCUAGAGCAAUUUGAUAAUAUGUAUUUGAACGGAUGGAUAGGAAAAAAGGGACAAGUAAGCAGAGUUUUUCAAUUUAGAACACAGAAAAAAAAAACAGUUUUAUCGAAAUGAUUAGACAUUAGUUUUGUUUUUUCGUUAUCGUGAUAAAUGAUCGUAAAGUGCACUCAGAAAAAAAGUAACAUCACACAACAGAGCAAGGCAUCGAGGUCCGCAAGCAAUUCAGUGUCUCGCUACUUUUAUCAAUAUUUUUGCCCCACAUUUCGGUGACCCCCCAGGGGUUUGCAUCAAUCAAGCAAGUGAAACACCCUCGGCCAAAUGACACCAAAGUGCCGUUGUCGUUUAAAAGUCAUGAAUAAUGGAAACAUCGCGAGAAAAAGUGCAUCCGUUUAUGACACAGUUUGGCAAACCCUUUUUUGGGAGGUUGGGGUGACAAAAAGGAUGAAUGCGAGGAACGUGAUUAUAAUAAAUGGUGUCAGCGCUGGGAAUGUGAUAAAUCACUUCAAAAGAAAGAGGUGGAAGGCACUUUUUCGUAAGUGGUGCGAUGUUGGUUUUUAGAGU